Mya arenaria is the source of this 534-nucleotide messenger RNA. RefSeq lists its product as uncharacterized. The transcript is spliced from 2 exons. NCBI's taxonomy places the organism in Eukaryota, Metazoa, Mollusca, Bivalvia, Myida, Myidae. The coding region runs from base 1 to 405 and encodes 134 amino acids. The record is from RefSeq and is a predicted model, not a curated record.
AUGUCAAGGGCAGGAGGCCGAGUCGCCAGCCCGUUCCGGGUGACCAUUACACCGGUCAGCAGUCCGAAACUGGCAAGCAAAAACUCACACGACAAACCAAGGACACCUCUCAGUUAUAGAAGAGGCCAGUUUAACGCACGACUUCGCUCGGAGUCGCCAUGUACCCUUCAAGUCCCGCAACUCUCUCGAGUCCGUAACUCCAGUCUCUCCCGCGGAAGGACAGGCAAGGGAGAUAACCAGGACAAUGAUGAUUCUCACACGAGGAGCCGGAGUUACUCCCCUUUUGGACACUCGAAACAGGCCCUACCGUGUGGGUCUCCAGUGUUUGAGAGAGUUCUUUCUGACAUGCGCUCUAACUCGGACCUCUCCGUAAAUAAUGGAAGCCGGAACGUGAAAACGAAAUGAUUGUAAAUGACCAUCAAAUGCAUGUUCAUCAUAAAAGACUCUGCCUGUGAUUUUGUGACUAAAUAGGGAUGCAUGGAGCAGAACGCAACCGUGUGAAAUGAAUAUAUGUAGAUUGGCGAUAUAUAGUAG